Glossina fuscipes is the source of this 4036-nucleotide messenger RNA. Its product is annotated as probable multidrug resistance-associated protein lethal(2)03659. Gene Ontology annotation, biological process: transmembrane transport. NCBI's taxonomy places the organism in Eukaryota, Metazoa, Arthropoda, Insecta, Diptera, Glossinidae. The transcript is spliced from 9 exons. The record is from RefSeq and is a predicted model, not a curated record. Gene Ontology annotation, molecular function: ABC-type transporter activity; ATP hydrolysis activity; ATP binding. Gene Ontology annotation, cellular component: membrane. Bases 53 to 4000 code for a protein of 1315 amino acids.
UGUUUUUUUUUUUUCUUAAUUCAAGUGAUAAUAUAAACACUCAGUCAUCAAGAUGCAAUCUUUUAAAGCUGACGAAUUACCGGAGAAUCCUCGCGAAACCGCAAAUGUUUUAUCAUCACUAAUGUUUUGCUUUGCUAUGCCCACAUUUUUUAAAGGGCGUAAAAGAGUGUUGAAUGAAACGGAUCUUUAUCAGGCUUUACAGGAACACAAAUCAUCACGUAUUGGACAUAAACUUAACCAUGCUUGGGAAGUUGAAUGUGAAAAACAAAAGCAUAAAAAAAAGGGACCAAGCUUACUGAAAGUGCUAUUAAAAGUCUUCGGUGGUCAUUUCUGCCUCUUGGCUAUAGGAUUACUUAUUAUGGAAUUAGGUUUAAAAGUUUCUCAGCCAUUAUUUUUGGGUAAAUUGAUAGCCUCUUACUCUGAGGUAGACGUUGACAAUGAAGCUGAAGUUCUCAAUACUUAUCUAUAUGCGCUGGGUGUUAUCUUAACUAAUGCGUUUAGCGUAUUCAUAGUGCAUCCGAAUAUGUUGGGUCUUUUGCAUUUGGGCAUGAAAGUUCGCGUAGCUUUAUGCAGUUUAAUUUAUCGGAAAGCCUUACGUUUAAGUAAAAUAUCUUUGGGUCAAACUACAACGGGUCAAGUUCUAAAUCUUAUAUCAAAUGAUGUGGGACGUUUCGAUACCUCAGUUAUACAUUUGCAUUAUCUAUGGAUUGGUCCGUUGCAAGUAAUAAUUGUGACUUAUUUAAUGUACAGAGAGAUCGGCAUAGCUUCCAUAUUUGGUGUGGCGAUUAUGAUUGUCUUUGUGCCUUUGCAAAUGUUCUUGGGUAAGAAAACGUCCAGUUUACGUUUGCUUACAGCACUGAAAACGGACGAACGCGUCCGUAUGAUGGCCGAAAUGCUAAAUGGCAUGCAAGUAAUUAAAAUGUACGCCUGGGAAAUUCCAUUGAGUAAAAUGGUUCAUUAUUGUCGGCAAAAAGAAAUGAGCAUCAUACGUUAUGUUAAUUACAUACGCGGGAUUAUGCUUAGUUUUAUCGUGUUUUUAACACGCUUCUCGAUUUUCGCCAGCUUGGUUGGCUAUGUGUUACUAGGUAGUUUCCUGUCAGCCGAAAAAGCUUUUGUCAUUACCGCCUAUUAUAAUACACUAAGAGUUGCUAUGACCGUCUUCUUUCCCGCUGGUAUUACUCAAUUCGCUGAGACAUGGGUGUCAAUCAAACGAAUGCAAAAGUAUAUGCUGCUGCAGGAAACGAAUCUAUCAGAGAAAUCAUUAAUGCAGACAGAAAGUAAAGGCUUAAAUGUUGAAGACACCUUUCCAUUCAUUUACAAACCGCAUAGGAGUUCUGGUGUUCUUAUUGAAAAUCUGUCCGCGAAAUGGGAUACAAAUUCCUCAGAAAAUACUUUGCAAACAAUUAACUUACAUAUAAAACCAAAACGUUUGGUUGCAGUCAUUGGUCCAGUUGGUGCUGGUAAAUCAAGCUUAAUUCAAACUAUACUCGGAGAACUGCCAGCUGAUUCCGGUUCAAUUAAGGUUGACGGUGUGAUUUCUUAUGCGUCUCAAGAACCGUGGCUUUUCACUGGCACAGUACGUCAGAAUAUACUUUUCGGUUUACGCAUGGAUCGCCAGCGUUAUCGUACGGUUAUCAAAAGAUGCGCUUUAGAAAGGGAUUUUGAACUAUUGCCCUAUGGCGACCGGACUGUAGUGGGUGAACGUGGAGCUUCGUUAUCGGGUGGCCAAAAGGCACGCAUCAAUUUGGCUCGUGCCGUUUAUCGUCAAGCUGAUAUUUACCUGCUCGAUGAUCCUUUAAGUGCUGUUGAUGCGCAUGUCGCCCGCCAUUUAUUCGACCAAUGUAUGCGUAAUUAUUUAAGCGAAAAAAUUGUUAUUCUGAUAACACAUCAGUUGCAAUUCUUGGAACAAGCCGAUUUAAUAAUUAUAAUGGAUAAAGGUCGCAUAACCGCCAAAGGUACCUUCGAAUCGAUGCGUGAAAGUGGCUUGGAUUUUGCCAAACUACUUUCACAUGCGGAAGAAGAACAAGAGGACACACUCUCGUUGAGGUCUGCAGAUGAACGUCGCAGUUCUAAGUCGAAAAAAGAUAAUUUAUUCCUGCGGCAAGCUAGCAUAUCGUCCAGAUUAUCGUUGACAGAGUCAGCGACUGGAGAAUUGCCUCGGCAAGUUGAAGAAUCUCGGGAAGAGGGUAAAGUGGGUUUGAAAUUAUAUCACAAAUAUUUCAAAGCAAGUGGCAGCUACUUGAUGGUAGCGGUUGUGGUCUACUUUUGUUUAUCCACGCAGAUAAUAGUUUCAGCUUCUGACUACUACCUCUCAUUUUGGGUUAACAAGAACGAAAUAAAUCCUUCCGAUAUUACGGAGACAUCCACAGACACUAUAGACAUCUAUAUAUUCACCGGCCUCACGGUGGGUUUGAUAGCUUUUACCGUAAUACGCGGUUUCUUGUUCUUCAGCUUAGCCAUGAAAUCAUCUACAAAUUUACACAAUGAUAUGUUCAUGGGCAUAACCAGAGCGCCUAUGUAUUUCUUUAAUACCAAUCCAUCAGGAAGAAUAUUAAAUCGGUUCUCAAAAGACUUGGGACAAGUAGAUGAGAUUCUGCCUAAUGUCAUGCUGGAUACUAUUCAAAUUUUCCUCUCACUUGCUGGUAUUUUGGUUGUUUUGUGCGUAAUUAAUCCUUGGUACUUACUGGCCACUGCCAUUAUGGGAAUAAUAUUUUACUUUUUACGUUCUUUUUACCUGAAAACUUCUCGAGACGUUAAGCGUUUGGAAGGCAUCACUCGCUCUCCCAUCUACACGCACGUGAGCGCUUCGUUAAAUGGCUUGGCUACUAUACGAGCUUUCGGCGCUGAACGGAUAUUAAUUUCCGAAUUUGAUAAUUAUCAGGAUUUGCACAGUGCCAGUUUUUAUAUGUUUUUGGCAACCACUCGCGCCUUUGGCUAUUGGUUGGACUGUUGGUGUGCUCUAUAUAUAGCUGUUAUAACUCUCAGUUUCUUUGUGUUUAAUCCUGAGAGUAGUAGCGAUGUGGGCUUAGCCAUUACUCAAGCUAUGGGAAUGACGGGCAUGGUUCAGUGGGGUAUGCGGCAAUCGGCUGAAUUAGAAAACACUAUGACUGCUGUAGAACGCGUGGUUGAUUAUGGCAGCAUACAAGCAGAGGGCGAAUUGGAAACACGGCCUGAUAGGAAACCACCUCAAACCUGGCCUGAGAAAGGUCAUAUAGUUCUAGAACAUUUAAGCUUACGUUAUUCACCAGAACCUAAAACCGAAGCGGUACUAAAAUCUUUGAAUGUUGAUAUCAAGCCCGGUGAGAAAAUAGGCAUUGUAGGUCGUACAGGAGCGGGGAAAUCUUCGCUAAUUAAUGCCUUGUUUCGUUUAUCGUACAAUGAAGGCAGCGUUAUUAUAGAUCAAAUAAAUACUAACAAUUUAGGUUUACAUGAUCUCCGCAAGAAAAUCUCCAUAAUACCACAAGAACCAGUUUUAUUCUCAGGUACCAUGCGCUAUAAUUUGGAUCCAUUUCACGAAUACUCAGAUGACAACUUAUGGAAAGCCUUAGAAGAAGUCAAACUUAAACAAGCGAUAGUAGAAAUGCCGCAAGGCCUACUUAGUACAAUAACGGAAUCUGGUCAUAACUUCAGUGUGGGACAGCGACAAAUGGUUUGCUUGGCUAGGGCUAUACUACGUGAGAAUCGUAUACUCGUUAUGGAUGAGGCGACUGCCAAUGUAGAUCCUCAAACUGAUGCUCUCGUUCAAACCACAAUACGUCAAAAAUUCAAAGAUUGCACGGUACUUACUAUAGCUCAUCGCCUGAAUACUAUAAUGGAUUCUGAUAAAGUAUUAGUUAUGGAUGCGGGGCGUGCUGUAGAAUUUGCACCACCUUAUGAGCUAUUAACGGAAAGCAAAGUAAAAGUAUUCUAUAACAUGGUCAAAGAAACGGGUCACACAAAUUUUGACAAUUUAUUAAAAAUAGCUCAGACAGCCUACGGAAGCCAUAGUAGAGAGCAAUGAACCUUUUCAACUAUAAUGAAACAAUAAAACAUAAAG